This is a messenger RNA of Suillus plorans, 1145 nucleotides long. RefSeq lists its product as uncharacterized. Bases 1 to 999 code for a protein of 332 amino acids. The record is from RefSeq and is a predicted model, not a curated record. The transcript has 13 exons. NCBI's taxonomy places the organism in Eukaryota, Fungi, Basidiomycota, Agaricomycetes, Boletales, Suillaceae.
AUGCCUCUAGUCUCAGAUGAUCCCUCUUGGUGGCCGAUCAUUAAUGCAAGCAUUGUUUCCAGUUAUUUUAUAGUGGCCGCCUCUGUUGGUGUGGGGUACGAUUGGGCACUGACAUUAGCACAAGAGAUCGAAUUGAUCUGGAGGCAACGUUGGUCCCUGAUGACUGCCUUGUAUCUAUGUCUGCGAUAUGUUGGACUAGUAUAUGCCCCUCAGCAUACUGGCUCAAGUCCCGACAAUCUCGUUGACAGACACAGUGAGAAUUUUGCACCGAUGCCUGCCAUUUCUGUAUAUUCAGCUGCACCCUCAUGUAGGGGUUAUAUUUACUUUGUCACGUUAAGUUGGAUCACUUUUGUUUCGACUGCAAUGCUAGGCGUCAUCAUGAUCGUUCGUUUAUAUGCCAUGUAUCAGCAAUCCAGAAAGGUGCUGAUACCUCUCGUUGUCACCUUCCUGGCUCUCAGCAUCAUCAAUGUGACGACAUCCGGAAAAGCAACUAAGAAUAGUUCGGCGAUGGUUCUCAUUCUCUCCGGUAGCUACGUGUGCUCCCCUAGCUUUAAUGGAAAUGGCGUACUUCUGGUUGACCUCACUUGGAUAAUCGGCAUCGCAUGGGAAGUCUUUGUACUGUCUCUCGCAAUCUGGAUUGCUGUAAUACACAUUCGCGAACUGUCACGAUCAUCAGCAAGAGGGAUUCUCGGGGACUGUUUCACGGUGCUCAUAAAAACACACGUGGUUUACUUUACGGGUUUCGUUGCUGUGUCUUGCUUCCAGAUCGGUUAUUUAUCUCCGGUGCUGUCAACGAACCCAUUUUCUUUGGAGACUCAGAUAUAUCUUGGCUUUUCUCAAAUUCUCACGCUCGUACAGAUGGUCGUGCUGGGACCGCGCCUGAUCCUCGGUGUUCGAGAAUUUAACGCUAGGCUCGUGGCCGACUCUGAUGCAGGAAUGGUUAUGACUUCAAUCGCUUUCCAAGAGCGCGUGCAUAUAACAACUGGCAGUGGUGUUUAGCCGGGAAAAUGCUCAAGGUGAUUGACACUUGUCGGAUUACUCGGCAAGGAGCGGGACAAUUUGCUUUUUGUUUUCAAGUUUUGUCGUCGUAGUUAUUUGGUGUCGUGAAGUAGAUUCAUAAGAGAAAUACAAAACGAUGAAAAAAG